GGAAGUUUUGCACAAGCCUAGGCACGCACCACGCAUCCAAAGGACAGAUGGAGCAGACAAACCAAAAAGAGCACGUCUGACGCGUCUGACAGCAUCACGCCUUCCUUUCCUCGUUCUCUCACUUCGACCUCAUCACAACACCACCCAGAAAUAUUUAUCCACCUCUGUGUCGGUAUCUCUCAUAUCUAUGAGACACCUGCAUCAGCUGAGCGGAUCCCAAUGAGGUGCACCAAUGCCUGAAAAUCAGUGUGUUGGCGCCGCUGUCAGCAUGCGCACCUGGUCGAUGGUCCUUCCGCAGGAGGUUGAGGGAGGGGUGUUUUUGGCUUGUGUGCUUCACACUCGUCGUGAAGGCUAUCGGAAAUGACGGCGACAGACACCCCCAUUUUCCACAUUAUCUACCUUCUUUCGCAACCAGAGCGUGGUGCAGAGAGCGCACGGUUUGCCUGAGACUAGGCCUGAAUACUCAAGAGGGUUGGGUUGCCUGAAUAGCCCGCCACGAUAUGGCCAAUCCCUCGACGAGGUCAUGGUGGCAAUCGCUGACUGUGUCUAGGCGCGGCUCCGGCACAACGGCAUAGACCAGGAAACGGCGCCUGGUAUUGUCUAUCAUGGAAGCUUUGCUCGUAUCCUAGCGUCCAGAACGGCGCAAUAACGCUCCAAUAGGGUGGCAUCUUGGGCGCGUGUCCUGACAGUGUGGUCAACAGGGCUUGCGUCAACGUGCCUUGCAGCACACCGUCUGUUCCAUUCCAACACACCCUCACCCGAAAGGUACCUAAGAUUCUCGGUAAAUUUAACGAGGGAUGGAAUGGCAAAGGAAUAAUGCUAAACGACGCAUGGGCAUAAAGAGGGUUCUCGGCGCCUAGACGUUUUCUUAUGGCUGCCUCAAUGGGCAGACCAGAAGACAGACGAACCGCAUUGAACUCUUCCUUCUUCUGACUACCUUCUGAGUUCAAGCGGAAACCAUGGCCAUCACAGUCGCCGUUGUCGGCAUGGGUCCUCUGGGGCUCAUGGCGCUGAAGAACCUCAAAGAGGAUGGGUUUGAAGUGUCCGGGUUCGAGAAGCGAAGCUGGGUGGGCGGGUUGUGGAAGCAGUCGUACGACUCUAUGCUCUCGGUCACGGAGGGGACAGUCUUCAACAGCAGUCGGUUCCGCGCCGCCUUCUCAGACUACCCCUUCUCAGACGCUGUGGACGACUUCCCCACGGCGAAACAAAUCUGGCAGUACAUGGAGAGCUACUGUGACCAUUUUGGGCUGCGGCCACAUAUUCGCCUCCAAGCCGAAGUCAAGACAUUCUCGAGAAUCCAGGGGAAAUGGGCCGUCGAAUACGUCCAGGAUGGAACCAGCCACACCGACUUCUUCGACAAGUUGAUCGUGUCUCCCGGCUCCUUCGUCCUUCCGCGGUCCCCAAAGUUGAAGGACAUUGCAAAGUUCAAAGGAGACGUCCUCCACGCUAUACAGUUCCCUCACCCAUCUCGCUUCCAGGGGCAGAACGUCCUCCUGGUCGGAUUUCACGCGACCGCACAGGAUCUCGUCGUUGAGUUGGCCCAACACGCCAAAAAGGUCUAUCUGGCCCACAAGAACGGCUUGCUCCUGAUUUCUCGCUAUACGGCAGAUGGCAAGACCUUUGACCAAGCUCUAACUGUGUCACUCAUGUUCGUCCAAGUCUUCAUGGAGACGUGGUUCCCUAGGCUGUGGACAUGGGCCCUCACCAAGUGGCUCACGGUGAUGUCGAAAAACGCAUUUCCGUACCAGCCCAAGGAAUGGAACCUCACGCCGGCGCCGUCAUUAGCCACGACAACCCCUUUGGUCGCCGAUGCGGUCUACCCUUACCUCGAGAGCGGCUUCGCGGAGCCCGUGUCGGCAGUGCAAGAAAUCAUCGGACCAAAAGCCAUACGACUAACCGGCGGGCGCGUGCUCGACGACGUCGACUCCAUCAUCUACGCCACGGGCUACGAGGCCGCCGUCCCUUGUGCGCCCAAAGAAUACAACCCGUACCCGGUUGCCGACGAGCCGCCUGUCUUGUAUCGCAACAUCUUCCCCCUCCACCCGGACGCUGACGUGCGCAACUCGCUGGCAUUCCUGGGGCAGGGCGCCAUUGUCCCAGUCCCAGGCUUCGUGCAGUUCGAACUGGUCACCAUGGCCGUGUCCCAAAUCUGGCUGGGCCGCUCGCACCUCCCGUCUCUGGACGACAUGCUCAAGUGGCACCGCGACCACCUCGCCUGGCGCCGCAGCCUGGUGCGCCGGUCCAAGUUCAUGACGAACUUCUACGCGGUCUUCAUGCGCACGCCGGAACAGCUGCGCUGGCUGGACCGCACGGCCGGCACGGGUGUGUUCGCGCACUUUGGCGCCUCGCCCUCCACGCUCUUCAGCUGGCGCGCCUGGCGCUUCUGGUGGAGCGACCCGGCCUUCUACCGUCUGUGCAAGACUGGCCUGUUCUCCCCUGCCAUCUGGCGCCUGUUCGACAUGGGCAGGCGUAAGCCCUGGGCCGGUGCGAAGAGGCAGGUCAUCGAGGACAAUAAGAUCGCAAAAGCGAGGCGUGAGGAGAGGUUAAGGGCGAUGGAGAAGUUGAAGGGCGCUGGAAAGCCGGUUUGAGUCCUUUCUUCGAAUAGCAGUAGGACCAGUUAAACGGAAUUUGCUGGCGCUUUGCCUCGUAUGUGGCGCGUGGUAAUGAUCUUUUUCAGACUCGC
Molecule: messenger RNA, 2683 nt
Organism: Cladophialophora immunda
Lineage: Eukaryota; Fungi; Ascomycota; Eurotiomycetes; Chaetothyriales; Herpotrichiellaceae
Exons: 2
Coding region: 960-2588 (542 amino acids)
Molecular function (GO): NADP binding; N,N-dimethylaniline monooxygenase activity; flavin adenine dinucleotide binding
Source: RefSeq, a predicted model, not a curated record